UUUACAAAGUGGUUUGACAGCAAAGCAAGAAAAGUAAAUAUAAGAGAAAUAACAAUCAGCAGGAUGCAAUGUGACCAGGACCCCCAGACAGCCACGUUCAGGUGGUCGGAUACAAAGGAUUAUGUCAUAUGAAGUUAAAGACAAAGAAGUAAAAGAAAAGGUGAUAAGAAAACGAUAAAAACUGUAAAAAAAAAAAAAAAAAACUUCAACAUAGUAAUUUGGUUUGUCCGCUGUGGGCCACUGCAGAAUUAUCGUGGAGCAACAUGGCAGCCUCCGUGGAGGAUGACCUGCUGUUGCACAAACAAAGACUCGUUCUAAAGUAAUGAAAACACGAUGAUCCACCUGACUCACUUCACAAAUGAAACCAACUCCAGUAAUAUGAAGUUCCAGCUCUGCCUUUCACUGGACCUUUAAGUUUGUGUUCUGGUCAUUUACGAGGGGUACGUGAAGGCAGCAGGGAGGGGGCGGGGACGUCCGCCAUUGCUCAGCAGCCUGUGGACCAACAUUGUUUGUGUCUCUUCCACAUCCACUCGAGAAGAUCCCCCCCCCCGGCAGAGUCCCCUCGAGUCCCCCGGGUUCCUCUGGUUCCUCUGGCCGGAGUUGGAGGCACCAUGUCCUGCAGCUGGUGGAGCAGCGCCGCGGUGACCCACGCGCUCAUGGCCCUGUUCGCUAUGGGCUCGUGGGUUUCCGUCAACAGUCUGUGGGUCGAGCUGCCGGUGGUUGUCAAUGUUCUGCCCGAAGGGUGGAACCUUCCUGCCUACCUCUCAGUGCUCAUAGCAUUUGGGAACCUGGGCCCAAUAGCGGUGACGAUCACACACCACUGUGCUCCGGGACGCUUGAACGAGCGCCUGGUCAUCCACUGCAUCCAGGUGCUCGCGGUGGUGGCGUCCGCUCUCCUGGCCAUCUUCUGGUCACACACUGUCACGAUAGCGGGAGAGAAAAGGUCACUGCCGUUCCUGCUCUUCACCUUCGUGCUGUCUUUGGUUUGCUGCACGUCCAACGUCACCUUCCUACCAUUCAUGUUUCGUUACCCCCCCCAGUAUAUCCGUACUUUUUUCAUCGGUCAGGGCUUCAGUGCCUUGUUCCCGUGUAUUGUCGCCUUAGGACAAGGUGUUGGCAAGCUGGAGUGUAAAACAGUGAAUGGGACGGUGAAGCCAGAAUACUUAAAAGAGAACUUUCCAGUCCAGAACUUCUUCUGGUUCUUGUUUGUCAUGCUGUCGGUCUCGGCUUUAAGCUUCCUGGCGUUGACACGGAGGCAGCAGGCAGAGACGCAGCAAGACGGACAGCCACAGGCGUCAGACGCUGCGGUGGCGGUGAAGAACGGAGAGGAGACGCACCCUCUGCAUAACGGAGGGACGCCGGUGUCUGAGGAGCAGGUGCAGGUGGAGGAGCAGCAGCAGCAGCCACCAGCUCAGACAUUCUGGACCCCAUACAACAUCUACCUGCUGGCACUGCUCGCCGUCUCCAACGCCCUCACCAACGGGGUCCUUCCAUCAGUGCAGAGCUUCUCCUGUCUGCCCUACAGCACCAUGACCUUUCACCUCUCUGUGGUCUUUGGCAACAUAGCAAACCCAGUGGCCUGCUUUCUGGCCAUGUUUUUCGUCCUCAGGACGGCCACAGGUCUGGGGUUCUUGUCCUUAGCAGGCGGAGUAUUUGCUGCAUAUCUCAUGGCGUUAGCAGCUCUCAGCCCCUGCCCUCCACUCCUUGGAAAUCCUGCUGGUGUCGCUUUAGUGGUCGUCUCCUGGAUCAUUUUCACCGGCCUCUUCUCAUAUCUGAAGGUUGUGAUUGGGACGUUGCUUCACGAGAAAGGUCACGCUGCCUUGCUGUGGUGCGGCAUCUUCAUCCAGGCCGGCUCCCUCAUCGGAGCCCUCGCCAUGUUCCCCCUGGUCAACGUCUAUAACGUGUUCUCCCCGGCUCGGGAGUGUGUGGACAACUGCAUUGACAGGACAUUUUAUGAUUCCAGUUUUAACACCAACAGCUCACUCUCCGCAGACACAUAGUCUGAGGCUCCUGAGAGAAACACCAGAUCUCAUUUCUACUGAGGGUCAUGCCACCUACCUCCGAGGCAUCCUCCCCUGAGCCUGCUGAAGUGAAAACAUGAUAAUGGAAGCCCUGUGUCUCUGCAUGUUGACCAAGGGGCUACGUGUUGUAUGAUGCUGUUACACCACAAGUGCAUUGUGUGGUCUUUUAUAAUGGAUCACUGUAGUUGAAGUAGGAACCACAGCUGCUGAUGUGAUAUUUCCAGAUCAUGUGAAAACUUAUUUACUCAGGGACACAAUAAUUAACUUGUUCGUCCACAUUUGUUGCUCCUGGAGCAAAGUAUUACAUGCGUUGCUUAUUUUUUGUUGUUUUUCAAAUGUCUGACUUCAUCUUUCCCUUGAUUUCACGUUAGCAUUGAAUACAACCAGUUCCAUCAGUCGGAGACACUAUACAGGCACAGCUCAGUAAGGCAGCAGUCAGUAUAAUGAAUACUGUGACGCAUUAACUUCUGACAUACUCUUCAUAGAGGCUGUGACGUUUCUUUUUUCAUUCCUACGUGUCGCACAAAACUAUGUUUAACUUUGUUUCUCAUAAUCGAAAUAAUUUUACCGCUUGUCCACUCUGUGAUGUUGUGCUACCUCAAGGGAACAAUAUCUGAAUAGCAAAUGAAUUAGUGAAAAGCUUUGGGGAGGAAGGGAUUUUAUCUUGUCAAUCUUUGAUAAGUGAGGUUAUUCUUUUACCUGACUGCCACAGAACAGAUGUGUUACUUCAUUGAACUAAACAUCUGUGAAACGUGCCUCAACUUUAUGGCUAAAAUCCUGAAAUGUUGUUUUUUAUCUCUUCAAUUUAUCAGGUUUUUUUUAUGUGAAUUUUUCACAAAUGUGGCUUUUUUGCAGAUUUUUUUUUAAUGAUUAUAAUGCAGACAUUCAUCACGACAUUAAACAGCUGGUGUUGGUGAACAUCGAUGAUUCCUUGAGGCUGUUCUUUGCAUAAUUUGAGAAACAAACACUGAUCUUAGCUUUUGUUAAGCUUAUUACACUGUAAAGUAAUAUGAAUUGGAAUAGUACUAGAGUUCAUACCUCGGUCAAGGCAAAAUGAGCCUACACAAUUCUCUACUUUACAUAUAAAUAUAAAAAAAAGAUUUUUUUCACAACAAUAAAUGGAAUAAUUUAUAAAUGAUCUCUUUUCAAGAUUUCUUGAAAAUUGCAUGAAUUAAAACAAAG
This is a messenger RNA of Paralichthys olivaceus (Japanese flounder), 3203 nucleotides long. It is a transcript of the gene slc52a2, whose product is annotated as solute carrier family 52 member 2. Gene Ontology annotation, molecular function: riboflavin transmembrane transporter activity. The record is from RefSeq and is a predicted model, not a curated record. Gene Ontology annotation, cellular component: plasma membrane. Lineage: Eukaryota; Metazoa; Chordata; Actinopteri; Pleuronectiformes; Paralichthyidae. Gene Ontology annotation, biological process: riboflavin transport.